AUGGCCCUUCUCGACAUCUUCGCGUCUUCUCGUCUUCUCGUCUCGUCUCCAUCGCGGCCACAAGAACCAGAAAACAGCAACAUCGCCGUCCAGCCGACGCGGAGCAAACGUCCAAAUCCGAGAGACGAAGAGGAGCACGAAGCUCCACUGCUCGUCACCCUCUCUAGUCGCUUCGAGAGAGGGCCCUCCUCCACCCAGACCAGGGACUUUUUCCUCGGCCCUGGUUCGUUCUGGCUAGUGGCGCGGUGGGUAGGAUCCAUGCGAAGUCUCGCGCUUGUCAGGAUGAGCCCUGGCACGGCGGAGACGGACACGGGCAGAGAAGCUUUCUCGAGGGAAAGUCGUUGGAAGACGUUGCAAGAGUCGAGGCAGAUGGCGACUACAGCGGCGGCGGCGGCGGCGGCGGAUGGCGACGACGUCAAGGACCCAAUCUGCCAGAAGAGGAACCUGAAGUUGGCGAUGCUGCCGUUCGUCCGCGAUGUCAGAUGGCGAUGGCCUCCUGGUUGCCUCUCCUGUCCUGUCCUGUCCUGCCUGGCUCGUAUGGGCAACAGGCAACUACUCGUGAACCGAGGCCGCGACUCUCUCUCUGUGACAAACGGCGACCAAGCUCCUUCUGGCUGCUAG
Messenger RNA from Nannizzia gypsea CBS 118893, 621 nucleotides. RefSeq lists its product as hypothetical. The transcript is spliced from 2 exons. The record is from RefSeq and is a predicted model, not a curated record. Bases 1 to 621 code for a protein of 206 amino acids. Lineage: Eukaryota; Fungi; Ascomycota; Eurotiomycetes; Onygenales; Arthrodermataceae.